Molecule: messenger RNA, 1842 nt
Organism: Chelmon rostratus (copperband butterflyfish)
Lineage: Eukaryota; Metazoa; Chordata; Actinopteri; Chaetodontiformes; Chaetodontidae
Gene: abcg2b
Product: ATP-binding cassette, sub-family G (WHITE), member 2b
Exons: 15
Coding region: 1-1842 (613 amino acids)
Cellular component (GO): plasma membrane
Molecular function (GO): ATP binding; ABC-type transporter activity; ATP hydrolysis activity
Source: RefSeq, a predicted model, not a curated record
AUGGAGCAGAUUGCUUGCAGUGUUGAGGAGUAUUUCCAGGAACGAGGGCCAACUAUCACAUUCAGCAACUUACACUACUGUGUUCAGGAGAAGAGGUUCUGCUGCAGAAAGGGUCCUGAAAAAUACAUCCUCAAAGAUGUCAGUGGCAUCAUGAGACCUGGGAUGAAUGCUGUCAUGGGCGCAACCGGAAGUGGUAAAACAUCACUACUGGAUGUAAUCGCAGGCAGGAAAGACCCUGCUGGACUGCAGCAAGGAAAAGUCUUGGUGGAUGGCAAAGUUGUCACGUCUGAACUCAGGCUCAGCUCUGCCUACGUGGUUCAGGACGAUAUCCUGAUGGGCACCCUGUCAGUGAGGGAGAACCUGCUGUUCAGUGCAAACCUGCGUCUCAACCCUCAGCAUUACUCCUCCACAGACAAAAACAACAGAGUAGAUGCCAUCAUACAAGACUUGGGCCUAACAGACUGUGCAGACACUAAGAUAGGGACUGAGUUUCUGCGUGGCGUCUCUGGAGGUGAAAGGAAGAGAUGCAGCAUCGGGAUGGAGCUCAUCACCUCUCCCUCUCUGCUGUUUCUGGACGAGCCGACUACUGGACUGGAUUCCAACACUGCAAACUCUAUCGUCCAUCUGCUGCACGACCUGUCCAGAAGAGGUAAGACUGUGAUCUUCUCCAUCCACCAGCCACGCUACUCCAUCUUCAGACAGUUUGACCAUCUGACUCUGAUGCAUAAAGGGGAGGUGGUGUAUGCAGGAGCAGCAGACCACGCACUGGACUACUUCACAAAUCUUGGCUACCAAAUUGAGCCCCUCGACAACCCUGCUGAUUUCUUCAUGGAUAUCACAAAUGAAGAGGCAAAAUCAAAAGAAGGAACACUUACUGCAGUAGACUGUAAAAAUUCGUUGGCAACCAAGUACCGCCAGUCCCACCUGUGCCAGAAUGUGCUUGAGGAGUUAAAGCAUGUUGAGAGCAUUGUUCAAGAGGCUGAAGGUCAAGAUGAGGCAGCCAAGUAUGCUACCUCUUUCCUCUAUCAGAUGCGUGUGGUGUGUGGCAGGACAGUGCUGAACACUCUGAGGAACCCUCAGACCUCUUAUGCCCAGUUUGCUCUCAACAUCUUUUUUGGAAUUCUGGUGGGACUCAUUUAUUACCAGAUGCCCUUUACACUGCUCGAGGCGUACCAGAACAGGAGUGGAGCAUUCUUCUUUCUUAUCAUCAACAUGGUGUUUGCGAAUCUCUCUGCUGUUGAACUCUUUAUCAAUGAAAGGGUGAUCUUCAUCCAUGAGAACUCCAGUGGCUAUUACCGCACUUCUGUCUACUUCCUGUCCAAGAUCUUCGCUGAUCUCAUCCCCAACCGCAUCUUCCCUAUCUUUGUGUUUUCAGCCAUCGCCUACUACAUGAUGGGGUUGAAGCCUGCCUUUGUGGCCUUCCUGUGUUUCUCCUUGACCAUGUCUUUGGUCAGCCUGGCAGCAGUCAGUCUGGCCUUCCUCGUCUCAGCGAGUGUGUCUUCGUUUGCCAUGGCUAACAUCCUUAUUGCCAUACCCUUCGUCAUCAUGAUGGUCUUUGGUGGUUUUCUUGUCAGUCUCAACGCCAUGCUCGACUGGCUAUCCUGGCUGCAAUGGUUCAGUAUCUUCAGAUAUGGAAUGAAUGCUGCAUUCAUCAUCGAGAUGACAGGACAGUCAUUCUACAGCAACGGCAACGCUGUCCCAGGGGAGGUGUUCCUGCAAGCGCAGGGCAUUGACUACUCUGUGUGGGGCUUCUGGCAGAACCAAGUGGCUCUGCUGACAAUCAUAUUGAUCUGCAUGCUCUUGGCCUAUGUGCAGCUGCGACGAAUCAACCGCUGGAAAUGA